AUGCCUUGGCAAAAGACAUUUCCAUUACAAAUUAAUACUGAGACACUGUCACUCGUCUUUGUGAAAAAAUUGUUUGCUGUAGCUGUUUCAAAUGUGGCAUUUGUUCGCAAGCUCUUUCCUGACAAUGCCUUUUUUGAUAAGAAUAUUGAAGGAAUUUGCCUGAAAAUUUUAAAAGAAGAAGCGUCGUGUCCAGGAACAUGCAAGGUCGUUUUUUGGCUUCGAGGGUGCUUCGAUGCUAUUGAGAAAAAAUAUCUACGAAAGGCAACUCUAGCUUUAUAUGAAGAUCCUGAAGAUCCAAAGACUAUAAUGGAAACGUUUUCAUUUACCUUUAAAUAUGAUUGCGAAGAUGGGGCCUCAAUGGAAAUGGAAGCUGAUACUAUAAAUCUUCCCAGAGACGAGAGGGUUAAACUUCAGACAAAGAACCUGCUAAAUACCAUCUUAACAGCUGGAAAAAUGCUUGGACCUCUACCCAAGAAAAUGAUGCUUACCAUGAAAUUGCAAUAUUACAACACUGCCCCAGGUGAUUAUGUGCCUAAUGGUUUUAAAAUCGAUGAAAAUCCGGAAUUGACUUUCCAAAAUGACCCAAUAAACCUGAAAAUCGGGGAAAUUGACACCGAUUUUCACAAUGUCCGAAUGGUUGUUCAUACAAUCCCAAGUCUUGUUGUUGCUUCUCCGGAUAAAUUAAAGUCAGCCAUAGAGGUUAUAAAGUCAAAGACCCCAUCAUCGCAUGGUAUUACCAUUAAAACUUCAAAUAUAAGUCAUACACCACGGUCUACAUAUCAACCAACUCAGCCUGAAAUGGAAGAGCAGGUUGAGGAGGAAUUUGAAGUUUGCUGUCCUUGUGGUGUAAAUAGCGAUGACGGAGUAAUGAUUCUUUGUGAUGGCUGUGGAAAAUGGCAACAUGCUGUUUGUUUCCGCAUAAUAGAUGAUGACGAUAUUCCUCAGUCGCAUUUGUGCAACUCCUGCGCCAAAAAUAAGAUUGAAAUGAUCGCGUCUGGAAGCAAAGUGGAUUCGACACUAACAAAUCUCACCGAAGAGCAGACUAAGCAUAUUUGCCUUCUACGGCGGGCCAUCCUAUUAUGUUUAGAUAAUGACAUUCUUUCAGCUAAUAUUAUUGCAAAGUGUUUGUCUGUUGAAAGUAAUGUUGCAAAAGGUCUUCUUAAUAGGCUUAUUGAUGAGGGCGCGUUAAAGGAUAUUCGCGGAAGAAGCGGAAACAAAGCCGUUUUAAAAGCACAUAUUGAGGCUGUACUGAUACCUCGAUUCUUUACAACAAACCAAACCUCACCGCUAGUCGAGCAUGAAGAAAAAGACAAUGCCGAUAAAGUGCCCUCGACGUCUAGAGGAAAGCGCGGCAGAGCGGAUGAAGCAAGUGACUUAAUAACAAAUACACCCAUUCCUGAAAUUAAUGACAUAACAUCUGCAACAGAAGAUUUGGAAAUAUCAAAUGAUUUCAACGUAAGGAAUAUUGUGUUACUCAGCCAAGAAUCCAUGGAUUCACCAAAACCAAGCAAGAGACGGAGGAAUUACAAUACUGUCAACACACCAAUUCCAAUUGCCCCUCGAUGA
Messenger RNA from Rodentolepis nana, 1566 nucleotides. NCBI's taxonomy places the organism in Eukaryota, Metazoa, Platyhelminthes, Cestoda, Cyclophyllidea, Hymenolepididae. The record is from the annotation of a GenBank genome assembly.